UGCUCAUCAAUAUUGUUCGAAACUUAACAGGCUCUCUGAACGAAUUCAGUUUUACGAGCAUAAAAUAUUCAGUGUAGUUUCCUUAACUUUAUUUUUGUCUAAAAUGCAUAGAAACAGCAUCCUAGAGGAGGCGGUGAAGUUCGUAUACCAGUACCCCCUGCUGCCCACACCACUUAUCGACUAUGACUUCAUCUACAAUCUGGGUUGCAAGAAGCCACGGGAUGUGAGCGUUCCCAAGGUCAUUGAAGUGGAGACGGAUAGCAAAUCUAAGGAUAGUGCCAUGGAGCGAUCCAAGAAGCCACCCAGACUCUCGUACCAUUCGCGAUCGAGUUCGAUGAGUGAGGAGGAGUCGGAACCGGAAGUGCAGGUCAAGUACCUCUGGAAUUCUCCCCGUCUGAUGAUUAUCUGUGAGGACGGGGAUAUCAACUGUGCUCUGCACUACCUCAUUGAGUCCCUUCACGAUCCCUUCGCCUGCAACGCGGUGGCCACCCUCUUCUUGCAGGAGUCCAUACUGGAGGAAUUUGUGGACCGCCUAAAGGAUCGUUUGGAACCACUGAGUUCGGACAUCUCAGGGCAUCCGGUCUAUCUCAAGACCCUGGAGAGAUUGGAGAACCUGCAGGCCAGGACAAUAGUGGGAGACCCCAAGACUGUUCCGGCGAAUGCAACUCCCAUCCUGGUUUUCGAUCUGAGCCAACGUUACUUGGGGGAUGGACCUACCGGUGCCAUAACCCUCCACACCUUUCGCACCAUGAAGGAGGCCAUUGAGCUGCAGGCCCAGGAACCCAUGAACUUCACCUCCGUCUGCAUUUGGAACGAAAAACUGGCGGCCGCCUACGAACUUGUGGCUCGCUUCAGUCCGCUGAUCUUUCUGCUAAACUGCUUCUACGUGGAUCUAAACAACAUCAGUUUGGCAUUUGUGUGCGGGUUUAGCAGCGCAAAGAUAUAUGACGGUUACCACUAUGAGGCGCUGACCUUCAAGGGAAAGCAGAAGAUCAUUGUCCAUCCCGUCGGCACCAUCUGGGGAAAACUGGCCCGUGGGGCACACGGCCACCACUGAUCUCUCCCAUCGGCGGACUCAUUUGGAUGGCAGCUCAUUUAAAUUACUAGUCAUUGAUCGGGGUCGCUGACUAAUUGACUUUCCGGCUGGGCAACUUAAUUACCAAUUAAAUUGCUGAAUCAAGCUGCCCAUCCCAAGAGCUUUGGCCUAUGUUUUCUGGGGAAACUCAACAGGCAAACGGGCUUUUCCCCCGGGAUAAUCAAUGGAAAUUGUGAGUGACUUUGUAUUGUGAAAUUAAAAAUUCUUUCUGCGAAGUAA
Molecule: messenger RNA, 1315 nt
Organism: Drosophila ficusphila
Lineage: Eukaryota; Metazoa; Arthropoda; Insecta; Diptera; Drosophilidae
Exons: 2
Coding region: 104-1057 (317 amino acids)
Molecular function (GO): oxidoreductase activity, acting on the aldehyde or oxo group of donors, NAD or NADP as acceptor
Source: RefSeq, a predicted model, not a curated record